AUGGCAAGAAACUCACGGCCACCUCUUUUACACGUUUCUGGCUUACAGAUCUUUUCGAGGUUAAAAUCAGAUGAAGAGGAUGAGUUCACCAAUACUAGUUCAAACCAUGAUAGGGAUACGAUCUUGCGUGCCAGUGAAAGCAACCGCCAAGAUUUUUACUCUACAUGGCGAAAACCAUCCCAAUUGAGCAGUCGCAGUGUAUUACACGAGUACUCCCCAACAAUUGUAGGGUCCAAUGACCGCAUUUUUUCACCUAUAGGUUUUCCAAAAUUAACAAAAAACUUCGAUUGGAAUGACAUUAUCUCAAAAAUUUUUACUCAACAACCAUUUGCCGUAAUUAAUCAAUUCUUUGAAGAAUUUCAGUAUUCAAUCAUUACUUCUCAUUUUUUGAACGACAUGAACCAUUAUAGGUUAUCGUUGCAUCUUAAUCAAUCAAUUUUGAAUUUUAAUAAGAGCUCAAUUAUGCUGAGGAAGGCACCUCCUAAAUCCUUGGCUUUUAUGGCUACAAAGUAUGGUAAAUUGGCAGUAAUAGAGAGCAAAAAAAUAUACUUCAAACAAGAUUUUAAUUAUCUUUCCAUGAUUCUAACGUCUUAUCGAGUACUCAAACAGUUGAAGAAAUGUUCUACAAAAAACAAUAGCUCAGGUCUUAGGAGAGUUGUAGGUUCAGUACUAGUAGCAGUGUAUUUAUCAAUACAGCAAGAAUACUUUAGAGGUCAUUUAAUUUGUUAUAAAACUUUAAUAAAGAUACGAAAAGUACUCGAAUCUUUACAACAGGUGGACGUAAUGAUCCACAAAUACCAUCUACGAUUUAAAGAGAUAAAGAACUACAGAUUUAUAUCAAAAGUGACAUCCAUUUCAAACACCGACGAACACACAUCUAUGAUAAAGGAGCUUCUAAUAUUCUCAAGUGAUGCGCUUUUCUAUAAGCUCAAAGUGGUCAUUAGCGAUAUAGUCAUCUUUAGUGAUACAAGCGAGCUUUCGAAGUACUGUGAAUUAUACGGUAUAGAAAUAUCAAGCCUUUACUAUAACAUUAUUAUUACAGUUAAGGACCUCGAUGGUAAACUGUAUCGUUUAAAAUUACUUAAGAAAUUCAUGCUUUGUUGCUUAUUAUCUCUAGAUGUGAUAGGAAACGUUGACGUUUCAAACGCAAAUAUGAAAAAUGCAUUAACCAAAAUAUUCCCUGAUUACACGAUGAGAAUGCAGCAGAAAAAAACAUACAAUCCGAUAGGUAUAUUUCAAAAUAUAAGUAGUCUUUUAAAAGAUUUGCAUUCACUACUUUCUGCAGUGCUAGUAUCCUUGAAUGAUCAUAAGCAAAUAUUAUAUGUUCUUCCUGAGAAAUCAUCAUCUGCUACUGAUGGAGAAAAGAGUCAUGUAUACACAUUUUCUAAAAGUGAAGAGGUUUCCCAAGCACUGAAUUAUUUAAAAACAAUCGAGAAUAAUAUAUUAGCAAUUGACGUUCGAAAUGGAAUAACAGAAAAUGAUAGGACCAUAGUCGAAGAUAAAUUAGAAGAGUUGAUUAGUUUCUGGAAAACUUCAAAAACAUGUAACAAUAUCACAGCAAUAAAAAAAAAACCGCUGAUCAAUACAAUCAACCGCGGUUUUCAUCUGGAUAUUCUCAAGGGCAGAAAGUCCUCUUACACCUCAACGGUACAUGAUCUUGGUUUGGAGAGGAAAGUUGACUUUAUAGAUGUCGAUGAAUCGGAGAACGACUAUUUUGAAAAUGAUACAGAAUUAGAAGACAGCGAAGAUUGUGAGUCUGGAAAGAAACACCACCAAAAAGUUACUGGUGUAGGCGAGAAUCACCCUGUAGGUUUGAACGAAAAUAAUAAUGGCAGAAGACCAGAUUUCAAGCAGCUUUCUGACAACGAAUUACGACGUGAGUUAGAUGAAAGAAUUUCAAACCUGGCUAGAGAAAAUCGUGAAGGUAGGGAAAAAUUACGAACUGCAAAGUCAUUCGAACUGCUAAGAAAAAAACAAGCUUCUCUUCCUGUGAAGUUUGGUCUUCAAAGGCCACUAAAAGAGGACGCAUUUCUUGAGAGCGGGUAUCUCAGCAAGUGCAAAGUGUCCUCGGAAGAAACGAUUCCCUUUUUGUAUGAAUUAGAAGAAUUGCUAGGAAAUGAUCCGUGA
Messenger RNA from Saccharomyces mikatae IFO 1815, 2127 nucleotides. It is a transcript of the gene INP2, whose product is annotated as Inp2p. The coding region runs from base 1 to 2127 and encodes 708 amino acids. Gene Ontology annotation, biological process: peroxisome inheritance. Gene Ontology annotation, cellular component: peroxisomal membrane. The transcript has a single exon. NCBI's taxonomy places the organism in Eukaryota, Fungi, Ascomycota, Saccharomycetes, Saccharomycetales, Saccharomycetaceae. The record is from RefSeq and is a predicted model, not a curated record.